AUGGCGUCCAAAUCCAUAUUAAGCAUCACUGUAAUUGCACACAGUUUUAUCGUCUGUGUCCCGGAUCAAAUUCCUGGGCAAUUUCGUUAUUCUAUUCCCGAGGAAAUGGUCGAAGGGACAAUUGUUGGGAAUAUCGCUCAAGAUUUGGGAUUGGAUGUACCGCUUUUGUCAGCUCGUAAAUUUCGUCUCAGCUCUAAUGACGGAGAACGGUACAUGAAGGUUAGUUUGGAUAAUGGGCUUUUAUCUAUUUGUGAAAGAAUCGACAGGGAACGUAUUUGUGGGCAAAUAGAGUUGUGUACUAUACCUUUGGAAAUAAUGCUGGAAAAUCCAUUAGAGGUGUAUCGCGGCGAAGUGGAGAUUCUUGACGUAAAUGACAAUUCUCCUACAUUUCGGGACACACAUUUUGCCUUACAAAUGUCUGAAGCCAUUCCACCGGGGGUACGUUAUCGACUCAACAGCGCGGAAGACGCUGAUACUGGAAUGAAUACUAUCGCUAAUUAUACAAUCAGUUCGAGAGAGUACUUCAGUCUGAAAACACGGAGAACCGAGGAGGGUAUUAUAAUUGCUGAGUUGCUGUUAGAGAAACUUUUGGAUCGAGAGCUCCAAUCAUCCUUUCAGCUGGUGCUUACUGCAGUGGAUGGUGGGAAUCCUCAGAGAACCGGAACAGCUCAGAUUCUCAUUACUGUACUGGACAUUAAUGACAAUCCACCUGUAUUCGAGCAUGAUGUUUACAGGGGCACUAUUACUGAAAACACACCACAAGAUACCGUUGUGUUAACAGUUAAAGCAAACGAUUUGGACGAAGGGCUGAAUGCAGAGCUAACAUAUUCUUUCAGUGAUGUUAUUACUUUGCGAAGAAUGCGUGAUUUGUUUUCCUUGGACCCAAAAACUGGAGAAAUUCGAGUCAAAAGGCCGCUAGAUUUUGAAAAAUCAAACAGCUAUUCACUCGAUAUUCAAGCUGUUGAUCACGGGUCGCCUGCGAUUACGGGACAAUCGAAAGUGCUGAUUAAGGUAACCGACGUGAAUGACAACGCACCCGAGAUAAAAGUGAAGUCAGCCACAAUCCAAAUCCCGGAAAAUGCUACGCCCGGAAAUUUAAUCACCUUGAUUGAUGUCAUCGAUCGUGAUUCUGGAGAGAAUGGUCAAGUGCGCUGCGAAAUAGCACAGAACGUCCCGUUUAUGCUACAAAGAUCGUCCAAUCAUUAUAAAUUAAUUACAAGUGGAACGUUGGACCGUGAAACUGUGUCUAAUUAUAAAAUACUUAUUUCAGCCUGGGAUUUGGGGUCACCGUCUCUGUCAACAAAUGUAACCAUCCAUAUCAUAAUUACAGAUAUAAAUGAUAAUGCCCCACGCUUUGCUGAAUUGCCCUACAACUUUUACGUGACUGAGAAUAACUCUCCUGGCGCUUCUCUCUUUGCAGUAACGGCUUUAGAUCCUGAUCUGGAGCAGAAUUCCUAUGUUUCUUAUUCCAUUCUGGACAAUUACAUUCAAAACUUUCCAGUGUCCACGUACCUGAACAUUAACUCUAUGAACGGCACCAUUUACGCUCUGCGCUCUUUUGACUAUGAGGAACUGAAAAGUUUUCAGAUCCAUGUUCAAGCCCGUGACGCUGGAGUGCCACCGUUGAGCAGCAGCGCUACUGUGAAUGUCAUCAUCCUGGAUCAAAAUGACAACGCGCCAGUGAUCGUUUCACCUUCAGAAAAUGGUGGAUCAUCAGCCGUGGAAACCCUGCCCCAGUCAGCGGCUCAGGGGUACUUGGUCACCAAGAUAAUGGCCACUGAUGCAGAUUCCGGUCAGAACGGGCGAUUAUUUUACCAAAUGGUGAAAGCUACUGAUCCCAGUUUGUUUAUUAUUGAUCAAACGUCUGGUGACAUCAGAACAACGCGUAAAAUCUUGGAGGCGGAUCUCAACACGCAAACGUUGACAAUUUUGGUGAAGGACAAUGGGCAGCCUAGCUUAUCUAGUACAGUUACCUUUCACAUCACAAUUCUGCAGAAUAGCACCGAAACUCCCACAAAAAACAGCAAUUUAGUGAGAAAUUCAGAAUCUUUUUCCGAUCUAAAUCAUUAUUUAUUGGUUAUUUUCAGUUGCACUUCCAUUGUCUUCCUUCUGCUUAUCAUUGUGCUUAUCGGGAUCAAAUGUAAACAGGAGAGAAGUAACCCCCAAGAGUGUACAUCGCCCAGUUAUUUUUACAAACGUGGGGAGAUGCAGGACACUUUUAGUCGAAGAUCUGCAAUGGAGGAAACUUUUCGCUAUCCUGGUACGGACCAGGUCGUCCGCAUGCCAGGACUGCCUCAGUACUCGGUCUGCCUGUCUCUAGAAUCAGCGAAAAGCGACUUCCUUUUCUUGAAGCCGUGCGGCCCUGUCAUCUCUCAAGCCCAAUGCUAAUUUACGGAGAACUACAACAUAAACGUAUGCUUAUUUUAUGUGUGCUUACUUUUGUUUAUAUUCUGAGAUGUAGGAUACUAUGGUAAAGUAUUUUAGACCAUAUAUCUUUUCAGCAACUUAUUUUGUAAUUUUCUGUUGCCAAAGAAUAUAGUUGUCAUAAUGGUCAACGAUAAAUUUACAUCAACCUGUAUCCACCCGUCUGAGCGUGGCAUCUGUUACCUUUGGAGAAUCUGAAAGCAGCUCUCUUACGUACUUCUGCACCCAACAUCAACUGCGUAUUUUUAAUCCUGUCGAAGUCCGCAAAGCAGGCCCUUCUUCCACCUUUCUCCCUUGACCCCAUCCAAAGAUCUGCUUCGCAGGGAGAAGUGAUUUGUAUACAACAUUUCUAUUCUAAUCCUGAAGCAUAUUAAUUUGGAUAAAUCCCCGUGACUUGAACCAGCUUUUCUUGGGAUAUUUUGGGAAGCUAGAGAGGACAUCGCAAAGGCCUGGCAGAGACAUAUCCGCAGUUUAUUUUUGUCAAGUUUGAGGUAGAUAUUAUUGGCAGAAAGUUUAACAAGGGCUUCGACUUGUAUCUGUACAGUGGUUUAGACUGAAUGAAUAAGUCACAUGGGAUCCAAGACGAGUUAAACAGCUGGAUAAAGAAAUGACUAGAGGAAUGAUUCAGAGAGUGCUUGCGGAGGGUUGUAAUUUAUGUUGAUGGCCUGUGGUUAAUGGGAAGUCAAAUGUAUCAGUGCUGAAUUCAUCCUUAUUUGUUAUUUCUAUGUACUGUUUGCACGAAUAUAAUUCUUACUCGGUUAGUAUGUUUCUGGAAAAUAUCAGAAAAGUGAAUGCGCUAGAGAGAGAGAAGAAUAUUAUCUAAGCUAAAUUCAACGUCUGCUAGAUAACUGUAAAAGUGGUCUAAGAAAGUUAGAUAAAAUAUAAGUUAGGUAAGUGCGACCUGUUGCAAUUUGUUCCAUUAAACCAGGAAGUGUGUGCACAUUAAUUCCUGCAAAUCUGAAGGGCAUCAUAGAACAGAAAGCUAAAGGCGCAGAUAUAUCGUUGCCUGAAAGUAAAGACAGCGGUACACAGUUUGGGGGAGAAAUUAUUUAGUCUAUUUACUUUCAUAAGCCACUAUUUAGAUUACUGAUUCCGUACUUUAUGUUGCAACUCUGCGGUUCGUUGGUGAGUUCUACACUUACAAUAUGGUGUGCCGUUUAUGUUGGCCCACGAACGGAAAGAUAUCAAUAGCUGGUAAUGGUAGAGAAAUAUUUCGCAAGGUGCUACCAGUACUGGAGGGCUUACUCUAUAAGGACUGGCUGGAUAGGGUGAACUUGUUUUAACCAGUAAGAUAGGAGACGGAGCAUUGACCUUAUGACGGAGUAUAAAAUCAAACUAAGACAAAUAAGGGUUGAUUUGAUUGACAUGUUGGGCGGCAUUGACAUGUUCAGCCAAAGAGCUGACCUUCGAGUUGUAUUACUCCCAGACUCUAAUACAAAGAAUUGGUCAUCGCAAUGUGUUUUUUUUCUGCAUUGGUGAACCAAAAGCAGAUUGGGUGAUUGAUUGCAGCGCACAGGCGCUUAAACAUGCAUCCGGUAGUUUACCCGUUGAUUCGAUGUUUCAUUAACACGUUGACCUUUCUGAAUCUGGCUUCCCGCAUUGUUUCAAAGAGGCAAAGGCAAGACAGCAAGACUGAAGGGUAACACUUCACCUUCCAGUUGGGAAUGUUUCAAAAUUUAAUUUUGAAUUAAUUUUGUUGUUUCUUUCUAACUGUCUGAAUCAAAGCUGAUCUAACGGUCUACCGCCUGCACACAGGCCUUAAUGCUUCUAGAUACUAAUUCCACCUGCGUGUAUUAACUUCAUAUUUCUCUAAACUUAUACCAUAAGUUUAGUGACAUGUACAAUGACGCUUGAACAUAUCCUGCCUCCACCGCCCCCUCUCGCAGCCUAUUUCCAUUACCAAUUACAAUUGUGUGAAAUUGUUCCUCCCAAUUCCCCUUCAAUUUUCUGAAUAAUUAUAAAACCAUAAUGCUAAAAUGUGUAAACUUGGAAUACAAAACCAAGGUAAUUUAAAACAUUGAAAUUUAUUAUCUAGGAUACAAACAUAAUGCAAAAUGUUUACAUUUCACAAACUUGAUGUGGUUGCAAAUUGAACUGGAGCUUGGUCAAAAUGACCUGGACGUUUGUGAGUGUGCGUUUAUUAAUGGUGAUCUUGUUUCUUAGCAGAAAGGAUUUUGCUAAGUAAAAUACCAGAAAUAAUGAUAAAAUAUGGUUCAUUCCGAGAGCGGGGAGCAUCUGAAUAUUUUAUCUGCUUUAGA
This is a messenger RNA of Hypanus sabinus (Atlantic stingray), 4682 nucleotides long. Its product is annotated as protocadherin gamma-C5-like. Gene Ontology annotation, biological process: homophilic cell-cell adhesion. Bases 1 to 2388 code for a protein of 795 amino acids. The transcript has a single exon. Gene Ontology annotation, molecular function: calcium ion binding. The record is from RefSeq and is a predicted model, not a curated record. Lineage: Eukaryota; Metazoa; Chordata; Chondrichthyes; Myliobatiformes; Dasyatidae. Gene Ontology annotation, cellular component: plasma membrane.